UAUUUCCCGUUAAAUAAUCUACGUACUCACCUACUUCCUCUUCCGCAAGAGGUGGGGUCUAUUGAUCUACGUGGCAACCUUCAAUUGGUUCAUUUUUUUUGUCUUCAUCUGCUCCAUCAUAAAUUUAAUUCUGCAAAAAGGCGAUUGCGGCGUCUGUCCUUUUCUUGUUUCAUUCAUAUCUUCAAAAACAUGUUUUGAUUCACUUUUUAUAUUUAUGUCCAAAAUGAUUGAUCUUUAUAAGGGUAUAUAUAUCCAAUCCAAUUCAUCUUAAUCGGAUAUGUUUUGAUUUUUUUUUUUUACAGGGUUAUAUGUAUUUUCAAGGAAACUUGUUCCCUUUAUUAGUUUGUGACAUAAAGGUUAAAGUUUCAAUCUUUUGUUGUUGAGGUGAAUUGGGUAUCUUUUUUUUUUUUUUUUUUAAAUAGCAAGGUAUUUUUCUUUUUGGGUUUUUUGUAUUUUUGUAUAGGGAGUUUUUGAAUUGAUUUUAUUACCAUAUCAAGAAUUGGCUUCUGUGAGAAGCUAUGGACAGUCAAUUUUGAUAUGUAUAUAUGGAUUUGGAGAAUGUUGAUAAAUGAAUUAUGAGUAGUAAAGAAAAAAAAAACAGUUCUAUAAUCAGUAAAGAGUUUGUUUGAUUCUUCAAUGCCAGCCACUUGUUAGGGGCUUUAGUUUGUUGGUUGGAUUUAGACCCUUUUUUAAGGUUGAUUUGUUAAAGUAAUUGGAUAUGAGUUUUGUUAUUGAAUAAUGAGGUUAUAGCAAUCAGAGGCGGAGCCAGAAUUUGAAAUUUAUGAGUUCUGAAUUUAACAAUCUGUACGUGUUUAAUGGAUUUUUAAGACAAAUAGAGGGUUUGAAUCAGAGCUACUGGGUUGGGAUGAACCCGUAGCCAAUACUCUAGCUCUGCCCCUGAUAGCAAUGAGAGGCAAAGGCCUAUAUAAUGUCGAUGGAUGCCUCGAAUAGGACAUUCUCUGAUCUUUUAAAGUUACUGAAAUCGUGGAUCCCUUGGCGGUCUGAGCCUGAUAAUGUAUCGAGGGAUUUUUGGAUGCCCGAUCAUAGUUGUCGGGUGUGUUAUGAUUGUGAUACUCAAUUCACAUUGUUUAAUCGUAGGCAUCAUUGUCGUCUAUGUGGACGGGUUUUCUGUGCUAAGUGCACGUCAAAUUGGGUUCCAGCUCCAUCUAGUGAACCAAGGCCACUACAAGAAGAGUGGGAAAAGAUUAGAGUAUGCAAUUACUGUUACAAGCAAUGGGAACAAGGUUUAACUUCUAGUGUUCAUCAUGGACCUCGGGUUGCUAACGUGCACACUAGUUGUUCUUCGCCUUCUGCAGCCAGUUUUAUCAGCUUCAAGUCUAGUGGAACUGGUGAUAGUAGUAGCAUUACCUUUACUUCAGUGCCACAGUCUUCUGUAAUUAGUCCAUGCAAAUCGGUUGUAACGGAAUCUUCUCUAGACAGGCAAAGUGUUGCAACAGCUAGAGGGAGCUAUGAUCCUGCUAAUACAGGGGUUUUGGACAACCAAUAUGCAUUUUGCGCAACAAGGAGUGAUGAUGAAGAAGACGAAUAUGGUAUUUACCAGUUAGAUUCGCAGGGCCAUUUGGUCAAUAGUUACUAUGGUCCCGCUCAGUAUGACGAGAUCAAAAAGGAGUAUGGACCACAUAAAGAACACCCUGAUGGAGAAGCUAUGGAUGAAAAAAGUGUGAGCAGCUCUUCCUUACACAAUAGUUUUGAUUCCCAGGCUUCCGAAGAAGUCCAACAGAUUGUAAAACAGGACAUUUCUGAUGAAUGUGAAGUGCCUUCAUCCAUAAAUGUUGCAGAAGAUGUUAAUGUGGAACCUGUGGAUUUUGAGAACAAUGGAGUUCUGUGGCUUCCACCUGAACCAGAAGAUGAAGAAGAUGAAAAGGAAGCACUUAUGUAUGAUGAUGAUGAUGAUUGCGAUGCUGCAGCAGAGUGGGGAGGUUUACGGUCAUCAAGCAGUUUUGGAAGUGGUGAGUAUAGAAGUAGGGAUAGGUCAAACGAAGAGCAGAAAAAGGUUGUGAAAAAUGUGGUUGAUGGCCACUUCAGGGCUUUAGUAUCCCAGCUUAUGCAGGUUCAAGGCCUUGCCAUUGAUGAGGAAGAUGAAAAAGAGAGUUGGCUGGAGAUUAUUACAUCCCUAUCAUGGGAAGCUGCUACACUUCUGAAACCAGACACUAGCAAGGGCGGAGGGAUGGACCCUGGGGGCUACGUAAAGGUGAAAUAUGUAGCAUCUGGGCGUCGUAGUGACAGUGUGGUGGUGAAAGGAGUUGUCUGCAAGAAAAAUGUAGCUCAUCGACGAAUGACAUCCAAAAUAGAGAAGCCUCGCAUAUUAAUCCUUGGAGGGGCUCUUGAAUACCAGCGUGUCUCUAACCACUUAUCAAGUUUUGAUACUUUGUUGCAGCAGGAAAUGGAUCAUCUCAAGAUGGCUGUUGCCAAAAUUGAUGUGCACCAACCAGAUGUUCUUCUGGUGGAAAAAUCCGUAUCUCGCUAUGCGCAAGAGUACCUCCUGGCAAAGGACAUAUCCCUUGUCUUAAAUAUCAAGAGGACACUUUUGGAGCGUAUAGCCCGUUGCACGGGUAGUCAAAUAGUACCUUCAAUAGAUCAUUUCUCAUCUAGAAAGUUGGGAUUCUGUGACACGUUCCAUGUUGAGAAGUUUUUUGAAGAGCAUGGUACAGCUGGACAGAGUGGAAAGAAGCUGGUGAAGACUCUAAUGUACUUUGAAGGCUGUCCAAAGCCACUGGGAUGCACUGUAUUACUCCGUGGUGCAAAUGGAGAUGAGUUGAAGAAAGUAAAGCAUGUCUUUCAAUAUUCAAUUUUUGCAGCUUAUCAUUUGGCUCUGGAAACCUCUUUUCUUGCUGAUGAGGGAGCAUCUCUACCUGAUCUUCCUCUGAAUUCUCCAAUAACUGUAGCACUUCCAGAUAAAUCAUCAACUAUUGGCAGGUCAAUCUCAACAAUACCUGGUUUUACCAUUCCUUACGCUGAGAAAACUCAAUCACCAUUAUGUGGUGGUGCAAACCUUUGUGCUCAGAAAAUGGUUACGACAGAGUUCCCUACUGCUGCAAGCACUGAUACUGCCUUCUUUGGGCCCUCCCUGUCUGGUUCAUCUGUGGACAGAGGUAUUGUGCAUAUGAUAGAGUCUUCCAGAUUAAAGCCUUCAAUAGCUAACAAUAUCCAAGAUGCCCAAGGAUACCAUUUCUUGUCUACCGGUUUUGCGCCUUCAGAUAAAAUUGAACAGGGUUGUUUGUCAAAGAAUGUCCAAAAUGGCAGUGUGGAUGUGAACCAAAGUGGCUCAAAUCCAAUGGUUUUGCAACUAGACGGAAAAAACGUUCACGAUGAACCAGCUUCAUCAAAGGAAGAGUUUCCUCCGUCCCCAUCUGACCAUCAAAGCAUUUUAGUUUCUUUAUCGUCCCGAUGUGUUUGGAAGGGAACUGUCUGUGAAAGGUCCCAUCUCUUUCGGAUAAAAUACUAUGGGAACUUUGAUAAGCCACUGGGUCGAUUUCUACGAGACAAUUUGUUUGAUCAAAGUUAUAGAUGCCGUUCAUGUGAGAUGCCUUCAGAAGCACAUGUUCAGUGUUACACUCAUCGACAAGGCAGUUUAACUAUUUCGGUUAAGAAGCUGCCAGAGUUUCUUUUGUCUGGCGAAAGGGAAGGAAAAAUAUGGAUGUGGCAUAGGUGCCUGAGAUGUCCAAGGGUUAAGGGCUUUCCUCCAGCAACUCAAAGAAUAGUGAUGUCUGAUGCUGCUUGGGGCUUAUCCUUCGGGAAGUUCCUAGAACUUAGUUUUUCUAACCAUGCAGCUGCUAGCAGAGUGGCUAGCUGCGGGCAUUCUUUACAUAGAGAUUGUCUUCGGUUUUACGGAUUUGGGAAAAUGGUUGCUUGCUUUCGCUAUGCGUCAAUUGAUGUUCACUCAGUGUGCCUUCCUCCUGCAAAGCUGGAUUUCAACUAUGAGAAAAAUCAGGACUGGGUACAAAAAGAAAUAAACGAGGUCAUUGGCCGAGCUGAACGUUUGUUUUCUGAGGUUCUGAAUGCAAUCCGUCUUUUGGUGGAGAAAAAAUGUGGUGGUCAAUAUAACAGCAGUGCUAAAGCACCUAAAGCAAGAGGUCAAAUUGCUGUUUUGGAAGGAAUGCUGCAGAAGGAGAAGGAAGAAUUUGAACAGGAAUCUCUCCAGAAAAUUCUGACCAAGGAGGCGAAAAAGGCGCAGCCUGUUGUUGAUAUUUUCGAGAUUAAUCGGUUGCGAAGGCAACUUAUUUUCCAAUCUUAUAUGUGGGAUCACCGUCUCGUAUAUGCAGCCAGCUUAGAAUGCGAGGCUCAUUGCGUUACUGAAGAGAAACCCCUGGUUGGUAAUGAUAAGUUCACUGCUCCAGAUAAUCCUGCCAGGCCGAGUGACAGUUUGAAUGUCGCUGAUUCUGUUUCUUUAACUCCAACACUUGGUGAAAAAUCUAAUGAUGGAGUAAGUGGUAGCCAAAAGAAUCAUGUGGACACAGAUCAUCAAGGAUCUGAGGCUCUCUUUGAUUCUAGUUGUGCAACUGAGAAACCAGCAGGUCUUCCUGCUGGAACAGAAAGUCAAUCCGCAGAAUCCAAUACAGAGGGGUCUAGAGCCCUUUCUGAUGGGCAGUCCUCGAUCACGGAUAGUUUGUCAGAUACUCUUGAGGCAGCUUGGACUGGUGAAACUAUUUCCGGUGCUGGAGUGCUGAAGGACGGUACUUGCAGAUCUUCUGAACCACCUAUAGCAGAUUCUUCAACAACUAGAUUAGCAGAAAAAGUAGAUGUUGAAGACCCUGUGGAGGAACAUAACGGAAUUAAGCCGUCUGGAUUUCCUCCUUCAUUAUCCUCUAAGAGCUCUGAAAAUGUGGAAGAUGCCGGGGGAUGGUUAGGUAUGUCUUUUAUUAGCUUCUACCGGUCACUGAACAAAAACUUUUUACCAAGUGCUCAGAAGUUGGAUACGCUUGGCGAGUACAGCCCUGUCUACAUUUCAUCAUUUAGAGAGUCAGAGGCACAAGGUGGAGCCAGGUUGCUCCUACCUGUUGGGGUUAAUGAUACCAUUAUACCAGUGUAUGAUGAUGAGCCCACUAGUAUUAUAUCUUAUGCACUAGUUUCACCAGAUUAUCUUGCACAACUAUCUGAAGAGCUAGAGAAGUCAAAGGAUACUAGUUUGGACUCUAACCUUCCACUGCAGUCCCAAGACUCAGGAAGUCUGCAGUCCGUUCAAUCUAUGGAUGAAAUGGUAUUAGAAUCCUUCAAAAGUCUUGGAUCUACAGAUGAUGGUUUCUUGUCCUCAUCCAGUAGUCAUAGCUCUUCGGUUUUGGAUCCGCUCUCAUGCACAAAGACAAUGCAUGCCAGAGUCUUAUUUUCGGAUGAUGGACCGCUUGGGAAAGUGAAGUACACAGUGACUUGUUAUUACGCAAAGCGCUUUGAUGCUUUGAGAAGGAUAUGUUGCCCAUCUGAGAUGGACUUCAUAAGAUCUCUAAGCCGCUGUAAGAAAUGGGGAGCCCAAGGAGGCAAGAGCAAUGUUUUCUUUGCUAAAACCUUGGAUGAUCGAUUCAUUAUCAAACAAGUGACUAAGACAGAACUGGAAUCUUUUAUAAAGUUUGCUCCUGCAUAUUUUAAGUAUCUUUCAGAAUCAAUAAGCUCAAGGAGUCCUACUUGCCUGGCAAAGAUUCUGGGGAUCUAUCAGGUGACAUCUAAGCAUCUUAAAGGAGGGAAGGAAACUAAAAUGGAUGUGCUAGUUAUGGAGAACCUUCUAUUUGGGAGGAAUCUAACGCGGCUUUAUGACCUUAAAGGAUCUUCCCGGUCUCGUUACAAUCCCGACUCUAGUGGAAGCAAUAAGGUCUUGCUGGAUCAGAACUUGAUCGAGUCUAUGCCAACUUCACCUAUUUUUGUUGGAAACAAAGCCAAGAGACUUUUGGAACGAGCUGUCUGGAAUGACACUGCUUUUCUUGCUUCAGUUGAUGUGAUGGAUUACUCACUAUUGGUUGGUGUCGACGAAGAGAAGCAUGAACUCGUUCUUGGGAUUAUUGACUUCAUGAGGCAGUAUACAUGGGACAAGCACCUGGAGACAUGGGUUAAAGCCUCUGGCAUCCUUGGUGGACCCAAGAACGUGUCUCCGACUGUAAUUUCACCUAAGCAAUACAAAAAAAGGUUCCGGAAGGCAAUGACUACCUAUUUUCUGAUGGUUGCUGAUCACUGGUCACCUCUUACUAUUACUCCCAACAAGUCACAGAAUGAUUUGUGUGGAGAGAACUCGCAAAGUGGAAAAUCUACGGAGUGACUCUGUAUAUCUGCUUGUAUAUUGAUCGUAUUAUUGGGAUUCCCGGUUAUACUAGGUUCAUAUAUCUCUCCCCAUUUUUUCAAUUCUUUUGAUAUGCAGUUUGCAGUUCUAGGGGUACUCUCCUUAGUGAGGGAACACAUCAUUAUUUGUUUAGAAGACAUUGAUGGAGGAUUAUAGCUUUAGUGAAAGAUUUCUCCUACAUAGACAUAGGUUUACCUUCAAGAAAUUCUUUUGUACAUCUUUUUUUUUUUUCUUUUUCAAUCAUGAUUUUUUCCUUGUGUAGAACCCAAGUUGUACAUGAGUUACAAAUGAUCAAUUGCUAUUUUUGGUCAAUGCAUGAUUUUGGAUAAAGUUUAUGCUGCUGAAGUUAGUAACUCGAUCUUUUAUAUAAAUUUUGUCUGUUAUCUUUU
Lycium barbarum (goji berry) is the source of this 6672-nucleotide messenger RNA. Its product is annotated as 1-phosphatidylinositol-3-phosphate 5-kinase FAB1B. Gene Ontology annotation, cellular component: endosome membrane. Lineage: Eukaryota; Viridiplantae; Streptophyta; Magnoliopsida; Solanales; Solanaceae. Bases 929 to 6262 code for a protein of 1777 amino acids. Gene Ontology annotation, biological process: phosphatidylinositol phosphate biosynthetic process. Gene Ontology annotation, molecular function: 1-phosphatidylinositol-3-phosphate 5-kinase activity; ATP binding; metal ion binding. The record is from RefSeq and is a predicted model, not a curated record. The transcript is spliced from 11 exons.